Molecule: messenger RNA, 1878 nt
Organism: Sorghum bicolor (sorghum)
Lineage: Eukaryota; Viridiplantae; Streptophyta; Magnoliopsida; Poales; Poaceae
Product: peroxidase 5
Exons: 3
Coding region: 627-1718 (363 amino acids)
Biological process (GO): response to oxidative stress; hydrogen peroxide catabolic process
Cellular component (GO): plasmodesma; plant-type cell wall
Molecular function (GO): heme binding; peroxidase activity
Source: RefSeq, a predicted model, not a curated record
AGAUCUAGGUGUAUAUUGCAUAGUAAAUCAAAGAACUGUGUCCAAUACCAUAGUAUAUAAGGUGUAUUGCAGAACCGGAGAGCGCCUUUGACCAUAGCUUUCAAUACAAGAGAAAUGGACUAGGAAAAACCAUAACCCUCUUUCGGUUUCAAAAGCUUUACUUGAUUCACUCAUGUGAAGAGGCUUCCGAUGACUUUCACCAUCUGAACAAGGAUUAGAUCUUUAAGGCAUUGUCAACCUACAAAGUCGCAUAUCCUAGCUAAGGCUCAACCACCAAAUUAGUAUCACAGAUUUCAAUAUGCCUUAUUGUUUGAUUAAAUGUCGAUCCAUUGAGUGACAAAAUUGACCUAGCGAUGAAAAAAGAAUUCAACAAGCUGAAGAAAAAACAGACAACUCACCUGUUUUGGGCGAAUAUAUAUUCAGAGUGCUGAUUCGACGAUUUGAAAACCCCACUCUGUCUCUAUCAAGUGUCUUCCUGUGAAUUGCACUGCCAUUUUUUUUCCCUACGGACCGGCAAAGCAUCCUAACAUCCUAUAAAACUCCCCCGUGCCUCACCAAGCCAUGCAUCAGAGUCCAGAGACUAGAAGAGCAGCAACAGGCCGGACGAGCUCCACGUACAGCUAGCCAUGACGACGGCGACGACGACGACGAUGAAGCGCCGCUUCUUACGGUUCGCCACCGUCCUGGCGUCGCUCCUCUCGGCCACCGCCUGCCUCGACGUCGGCUUCUACGACCAGACGUGCCCCACCGCCGAGACCGUCGUGCAGCAGACCGUGGCCGCCGCGUUCACCAACAACUCCGGCGUCGCUCCGGCACUCAUCCGCAUGCACUUUCAUGACUGCUUUGUCAGGGGCUGCGACGGCUCGGUGCUGAUCGACUCCACGGCGAACAACACGGCGGAGAAGGACGCGCCACCCAACAACCCGAGCCUCCGGUUCUUCGACGUGGUCGACAGCGCCAAGGCGGCGCUGGAGGCGCAGUGCCCCGGCGUGGUCUCCUGCGCCGACGUCCUCGCCUUCGCGGCGAGGGACAGCGUCGUGCUCUCCGGCGGCCUCGGCUACCAGGUGCCCGCCGGACGCCGUGACGGCCUGAUAUCCACUGCCACUGAGGCCCUCAACAACCUGCCUCCGCCGUUCUUCAACGCCACCCAACUGGCAGCCAGCUUCGCCUCCAAGAACCUCACCGUUGAGGACCUCGUCGUGCUCUCCGGCGCCCACACCCUCGGUGUCUCCCAUUGCAGCAGCUUCGCCGGAGUUGGCAACCUGGGCGACCGUCUCUACAACUUCAGCGGCUCAUCUGACGGGACUGACCCGGCACUGAGCAAAGCCUACGCAUUUCUGCUCAAGAGCAUCUGCCCGUCCAACAGCAGCCAGUUCUUCCCCAACACGACGACGUUCAUGGACCUCAUCACGCCGGAAAAGUUCGACAACAAGUACUACGUCGGCCUGACAAACAACCUGGGGCUCUUCAAAUCAGAUGUGGCGCUGCUGACCAACGCAACGAUGAAGGCGCUGGUCGACUCCUUCGUGCGCAGCGAGGCGACUUUCAGGACCAAGUUCGCCAGGUCCAUGCUCAAGAUGGGGCAGAUCGAGGUGCUGACCGGGACGCAGGGAGAGAUCAGGCUCAAUUGCAGGGUCAUCAACCCUGCUAAUGCUGCUGCUGAUGUUCUUGCCGAUCAAUCGGGUUCUUCAGGAUUCACUGGAGUGGCUGCAAGCUAAUAGUCGAUUGUCAGUACAUGUAUGUGCAUUGUGCACAGUGACGUCCAGUGUGAAUGUGUGAAAGUGCAAUAAGUAAUGAGCAGACUUCCUUGGUAAGCUUGAUUGUUACAUUGGUUGGGAGAAAUCAUGCAAUCUAUAUGACUGAACAAAAAUGACAGCA